Manihot esculenta (cassava) is the source of this 2747-nucleotide messenger RNA. RefSeq names its product cell division cycle protein 27 homolog B. Gene Ontology annotation, biological process: cell division. NCBI's taxonomy places the organism in Eukaryota, Viridiplantae, Streptophyta, Magnoliopsida, Malpighiales, Euphorbiaceae. The coding region runs from base 71 to 2353 and encodes 760 amino acids. The transcript is spliced from 16 exons. Gene Ontology annotation, molecular function: protein binding. The record is from RefSeq and is a predicted model, not a curated record.
UGAACCUAAAGAAGCCCCGAGAAAUUUGUUGUUUCCCCCUUUCCUGCUCUCACACUGCGUGCAUCUCUGAAUGGAAGCCAUGGAAGCAAUAAUGGUAGACUGUGUAAACAACAGUCUCCGCCAUUUCAUGUAUCGGAACGCCAUAUUUAUGUGCGAGCGCCUCUGUGCUGAGUUCCCCUCUGAGACAAAUUUACAAUUGUUAGCUAGAUGCUAUUUGCAAAACAAUCAAGCUUACUCUGCAUAUCAUAUUCUAAAAGGCACACAGAAGGAUCAAUCCCGCUAUUUGUAUGCGGUAUCAUGCUUUCAGAUGGAUCUUCUAAAUGAAGCUGAAGCAGCAUUGUGUCCUUCUAAUGAGCCUAAUGCCGCGGUUCCAAAUAAUGCAGCUGGGCAUUACCUUCUUGGUCUUAUUCACAGUUAUACUAAUAGACGGAAAAGUGCCGUUCAUCACUUCAAGCAGGCUUUGGCUAUAGAUCCUUUACUCUGGGCUGCAUAUGAGGAGCUGUGCAUAUUAGGUGCUGCUGAAGAUGCAACUGCAUUUUUUAGUGAAGCAGCUGCCCUUUGCAUUCAAAAGCAGUACAUAAACCAUGCAUCAGCUUCCCAAAACGUGAAUAUCUCUAGUGAGGACUAUAAUUUACUCUCCACUAGAAACUUUAGCUCAGAAGAUGUCAGUUCACAGCAGUUGAUGCACAAUCAAGGCAAUAACCUUAGAGAUAUUCCUGCAGCUGCAACAUUAGGUGGAGCAGUUAAUCAACCUACUAAUGUUGGUCUUCCAAACUCAUUUUAUAAUACUCCUUCUCCAGUGCCCACAGGCCCCACACAGUUGUCAGGUGUUGCGCCCCCACCUCUGUGUAGAAAUCCACAGCCUAAUGGUCCAAAUACUAGCAUGCUCAGUACUGAUAACUCCAUGAAGUCAAUUGUGAACUCUAUUAUUCAAGCCCCUCGAAGGAAAUUUGUUGACGAGGGGAAAUUACGGAAGAUCUCUGGGAGGUUGUUUUCUGAUUCUGGCCCUAGACGAAGUACAAGACUUGCAGCUGAAGCAGGGGCCAAUUCAAAUGCAAGUGCCACGUUGGUGGCAGGAAAUGUGAUUGGCAACUCUUCUAAAUAUCUUGGUGGUUCUAAAUUAAGCUCUAUGUCACUGAGGUCUGUGACAUUUCGUAGAGGACAAUCAUGGGGCAAUGAAAAUUCUGAUGAAGGGAUAUGCAAUGAGACUUUUGAUGAUUCACAUGCAAAUGUUACGACCAAUUCUACUUCAUCACUCUCUGGUGAUGCUAGAUCUCUUGAAAAUGAAGGAGCGUCUGUACCGGUUGGUGGAGUUAUUAUGAGUGCAUCAAGGGUUUUAAGUGGCGCUUCAGAAAUAUUAGGCCUCUUGAGAAUACUUGGGGAUGGCUACAGACUUUCCUGCUUAUACAGGUGCAAGGAUGCACUAGAUACCUAUAUGAACCUGUCGCACAAGCAUUAUAAUACAGGUUGGGUUCUUUCCCAGGUUGGAAAAGCAUAUUUCGAAUUAGUAGAUUAUUUGGAAUCUGCUAGAUUUUUCAGUCUUGCCCAUCGAGCAGCGCCUUACUGUCUAGAAGGAUCUGAUAUAUAUUCUACCGUUUUAUAUCAUUUAAAGGAGGAAAUGAAGUUAAGUUACUUGGCUCAAGAACUGAUAUCAACAGACCGCUUAGCUCCUCAGUCUUGGUGUGCCAUGGGGAAUUGCUAUAGUUUGCAAAAAGACCAUGAAACUGCUCUGAAAAAUUUCCAGCGGGCUGUGCAGCUUGAUUCGAGAUUUGCAUAUGCACACACACUCUGUGGUCAUGAAUAUGUAGCUUUGGAUGAUUUUGAGAAUGGAAUUAAGAGUUACCAGAGUGCUCUACAGAUUGAUGCCAGACACUAUAACUCCUGGUAUGGCCUGGGGAUGGUUUAUCUUCGGCAAGAGAAGUUCGAGUUUUCCGAGCAUCACUUCCGAGUAGCUUUCCAAAUAAAUCCAUGUUCUUCUGUUUUAAUGUCUUAUCUAGGGACAGCUUUGCAUGCCUUAAAGAAAAAUGAGGAAGCUCUUGAGAUGAUGGAGAGGGCAAUUUUAGCUGAUAAGAAGAAUCCUCUUCCCAUGUAUCAGAAGGCUAAUAUACUUGUGAGCUUGGAAAGUUUUGAUGAAGCUCUUGGAGUUCUAGAAGAGCUCAAAGAGUAUGCCCCUGGUGAAAGCAGUGUAUAUGCUUUGAUGGGUAAGAUCUAUAAGAGGCAUAAUAUGCAUGAGAAGGCAAUGCUUCAUUUUGGCCUUGCUUUGGAUUUGAAACCUUCAGCAGCUGAUGUUGCUACGAUUAAGGCUGCUAUUGAAAAACUUCAUGUGCCAGACGAAAUAGAAGACAACUUGUAGAUCUUUUAGUUUUGGGAACGCAAAAGAAGAGAGCAUGAGACAUUUCUGGCUCAAAACUUUUGGCCCCAAGGAUAUCCCAUGCUUGUGCUUUCAUCUAAUGGUUUGCAUGCGAUGCCUAUUUCCAAUUGGCAGGCCUUGUACAGCUGACCUUGUUUUCAUAGUUUAUUAACAUGCUGACAGAAGACUAUCAAGAGGAAAUGAUUGUAUAAUAAUUCAUUACAGGCUCGUAGCUGUUUAUAGUUGUAUGUUAUUGUUCGUCUAUGAUCUUUUCACUUGAAAUUAAUGGUUAUCUCACAGGUCCUGGCUCAUGGCCAGAUUUUUUAACCUCAAUUGAGUCCUUGAGACACUGAAAUUGUAACGAGGUUGAAGUUAUUGAAUAUCUGUGCCUUUUCAA